This is a messenger RNA of Spathaspora passalidarum NRRL Y-27907, 1742 nucleotides long. It is a transcript of the gene RBD1, whose product is annotated as Rbd1p. NCBI's taxonomy places the organism in Eukaryota, Fungi, Ascomycota, Pichiomycetes, Serinales, Debaryomycetaceae. The coding region runs from base 12 to 1679 and encodes 555 amino acids. Gene Ontology annotation, cellular component: membrane. Gene Ontology annotation, biological process: proteolysis. The record is from RefSeq and is a predicted model, not a curated record. Gene Ontology annotation, molecular function: serine-type endopeptidase activity. The transcript has a single exon.
ACGAAUACGAAAUGUCAACAUUGGUAAAUCGUGACUUGCCACCAAUACCAGUUGAUUCCAAUAGUCCAGGUGAGCAUGACCCAUUCAGAGAUAACAAUUCCCACAACCCUAGAAAUUUCGAUAUGGUUUCUCUUGAUACUGAACAGAACUAUUCCAAUCCAUUCAGUAAUCACGAUAAACCAACUGAAACAUCUAAUGAAAGUAGUAGUGAUCAAGAUUUUGAAAGUGUAGAGGACAGAUUUAGAAGAAAUGAAAAGAAUCGAAUACGUACAUUAAGAAGCAAACCUCGAUUCCAUUAUACCCGUCUUCCUUAUUUCACCAUUGUUGUUACCUUGAUUCAGGUUAUUGUAUUCAUUGUGGAGUUGGUACGGAUGAGAAUUUUAACGGGAUCAGCAUUUCAAACCCAACCAUACUUCAAUCCCAUGUUGGGUCCAUCAACAUAUUUGUUGAUUAACAUGGGUGCAAGAUAUGUACCUUGCAUGCAUCAAGUAUUGGGGAUAACUAACGAUACUACAAUUUCAUUCCCCUGUGCUAAUUCCACUACAGUUGAUACUUAUGUAUGUAACCUUGCUGAAUUAUGCGGUCUUUCAGGGAUACCAAUUGAGAAAAAUGCAUUUAUUCCUGAUCAAUGGUAUAGAAUCUUUAUUCCAAUUUUCCUUCAUGCUGGGUUCUUGCAUAUUAUCUUUAACUUGUUAUUACAAGUGACUAUGGGAGGUUCAAUUGAGCGUAAUAUUGGAAUUUUAAAAUAUGCCAUUAUUUACAUUGCUAGUGGUAUAGCUGGGUUUCUUUUAGGGGCAAACUUUACCCCGGUAGGUAUUGCCUCUACUGGUGCCCUGGGAGCGCUUUUCGGGAUAGUAGCUACAAAUAUGAUCUUGUUUGUUUACACUGGAAAGAAGAAUACAAACAUGUACGGUACAAAACACUACACUCUUUUUAUAUUCAUCAUGAUUGGGGAGAUUGUCGUGUCAUUUGUAUUGGGACUUUUACCCGGGUUGGAUAAUUUCAGUCAUAUUGGAGGAUUUGCUAUGGGGAUUCUCAUGGCGAUUGUCUUUUUGAAAGAUCCAUAUUGGGUUUAUGUCGAUGGAAUAAUUGUCUAUCGAAAAGGGCGUGAUACUUUACAACAAUUUAUCGAUCAUUGGAAUCCAAUGUACGCGAUUGAAGACAAGAUACGGACCCGAUUCUAUAUAUGGAUUGGUGCUAGAGUUGUGGCAUUUGCCCUUGCCAUUGUAUAUUUUGCCGUGUUGAUUAAGAACUUCUUCAAGAGCGGCAUUGACCGUGGAGACACCUGUCAUUGGUGUAAAUAUAUCAACUGUAUCCCAGUGCAUGGCUGGUGUGAUGUGGGACAAGUUACUGUGUCAGAAGUUAAUAGCCCCACGGGAACCGCAACUGCCACACCUACACCAACAGAAACACCGGAAACUUCCAUGGUUCAAAAAACAAUAACUACCGUUCUCACCUCUGGUGAUAGUUUACCUUCAAGUAUUGAGAAUUCUAGUGGCCACAAGCGAGAUGUUAAUGCUAAUUAUGAUGUAUUCCAGGCACUGCCUGUUGUUCCUCGUAACCAGAUUGAUCCUGGUGAUGGAUUUGUACAUCAGCAGGGUGUUGGUAUUGGAAUUGGGAUUUAUAUGAUUAUUGCCAUGUUUACAUUUGGGUUUUUAAAGAGGAAGAAGGUUAUUUAGAGUAAAAAUUUUAGAAUUGUUUUUUUUUAUAUAUAAUGUAAUGAUAGUAAUGUUCGUGAAGAU